Molecule: messenger RNA, 1584 nt
Organism: Guyanagaster necrorhizus
Lineage: Eukaryota; Fungi; Basidiomycota; Agaricomycetes; Agaricales; Physalacriaceae
Product: aldehyde dehydrogenase
Exons: 12
Coding region: 109-1584 (491 amino acids)
Biological process (GO): aldehyde metabolic process
Cellular component (GO): cytoplasm
Molecular function (GO): aldehyde dehydrogenase (NAD+) activity
Source: RefSeq, a predicted model, not a curated record
GCAUGUUGGACCCUAAUAAUAUUAGUACCGAAGCUCUAGCACUUAUAAAAUUACGUUGUCUUUUUGUUCACGAUCAUUGCUUCAAAGUCCCCCCUAGUCGAGAGCAAGAUGAACGAGACGAGUCACACCCCAAUUGAGAAGAUACCUGAGAUACAUAGUAAGCUCAAAGCGACGUUUCGGACGCGCAGAACGAUAUCUAUUCCAUGGCGCCAACAACAACUGCUGCUGGUAGCUCGCAUGGUACAAGACAACAAGGAUCUUUUUGCCGAGGCUCUCUUCAAAGACGUUGGCAAACCGGCCAUGGAAGCUUACUCCUACGAGAUCAGCCCCAUCCUCGAGCGUGUCAUAAUUGCGGCUACCAACCUUCCCGAGUGGGCAAAGCCAGAGCACAAGACCGACUUAUUUGACCCACAUCAGAGGGCUUGGAGCCCCAAAGUAUACUUUGUACCCAAGGGUGUUGCACUCGUGAUCGUACCGUGGAACUUCCCCCUGAUAUUGGCAAUCCAACCCCUUGUCGCUGCCAUAUCGGCGGGGUGCUGCUGUGCGGUCAAGGCUUCUGAAAUAGCUCCCCAUACCGGUCGUCUUCUGGCGGAGCUCGUUCCAAAGUACCUCGAUACAGAGGCUUACCAAGUCAUCCUGGGUGCUGUUCCUGAGACCACAAAGAUAUUGGAGCUGAAAUGGGACCAUAUUUUCUACACAGGCAAUGGACAUGUUGGGAGAAUCGUUUCUGCCGCUGCAGCGAAACAUUUGACUCCUCUCACCCUGGAGCUGGGCGGUAAAAGUCCCGUCAUCUUGGAUCCGUCGUACGAUCUCGACGUUGCCGCCUACAGAAUUAUGUAUGGGAAGGUAACCAACUGUGGCCAAAUCUGUGUCGCUCCAGAUUAUCUCAUAGUCCCUACCAAUGGAAAUCACGACCUUUUGAACAAAGUGGUGGAAGCAUUCAGACGGGCUUAUGCCUCGUUCUUCUCGGAUGCUCCACCUUUAGAAUCCACUUCGUACGCCCGAAUCGUGUCGAAGAACCAUUUUGACCGACUUAACACCCUCUUGGCGCGCACGGAUGGUACGACAGUGCUUGGAGGCCAAGUAGACGCGAAGAGAUUGAAAAUCGAACCCACCGUCGUUAUUGGCAUUCAACCUGAUGAUGCCUUAAUGGAGAGUGAGCUGUUCGGCCCCAUCUUGCCCAUCAUCGAGGUUGGCACGUUUGAAGAUGCAUGUGAGUUGGUGUCCCAAAGGGACCAUCCACUGGUUUUAUAUGCAUUUACACAAAGUGAGGAUACCAAGACUACAAUUCGAGAGUGUACAACAAGCGGAAACCUUGUUUACAAUGACACGUUCAUACAAUUAGCUAUAGCCGAACUGCCCUUUGGAGGAGUUGGUGAAUCUGGCCACGGUCGGCAAGGCGGCCGAUACAGUUUUGAAUCAUUUAGCUACCUGCGUGCAUCAAUCGACAUGCCGUUGGGGUCGGAGCAGUUUUUGACGGUCCGAUACCCACCUUAUACAUCAGAGAACUUGAAGUUAUUAAAUCCCAAUGUUGAUAUCAAGAUACCCCAAUGCUCUCCUACGACGGGUAUCAUGAAGGGUUAG